Messenger RNA from Fusarium keratoplasticum, 1218 nucleotides. Its product is annotated as Oxidored-FMN domain-containing protein. Gene Ontology annotation, molecular function: FMN binding; oxidoreductase activity. The record is from RefSeq and is a predicted model, not a curated record. Bases 1 to 1218 code for a protein of 405 amino acids. Lineage: Eukaryota; Fungi; Ascomycota; Sordariomycetes; Hypocreales; Nectriaceae. The transcript has 2 exons.
AUGGGAGACGCUCUCGACGUUGGCCCGGCUUCCAAGCUGUUCCAGCCUCUGGAUAUUGCCAAUGGCAAGAUUCGCCUCAAGCAUCGAGUUAUCCUCGCACCCCUUACGAGGAAUAGAGGUACUCCAUUGAACGCCGACUCAACGCCCGAAAACCCCAACCGAAUCUGGGUGCCCAAUGACUUGAUGGUGGAGUACUAUACUCAGAGGACGACAGAGGGUGGCCUUAUUAUCUCAGAAGGCUUGCCACCUUCGCUGGAGGGUAAUGCCAUGCCGGGUGUGCCCGGCAUCUUUCUCCCUGAGCAAGCCGAGGGCUGGAAGAAGAUUGUCGAUGCCGUCCAUGCCAAAGGAGGAUAUAUCUACGCCCAGCUCUGGCACUCAGGUCGCGCCAACAUCCCUCAACUGACGGGCACACCCAUCGUUGCCCCAUCUGCUGUCACUUGGGAUGACCCCAACGAGACCUUCUCUUACCCAGCACCUCACAGUACGACACCGGUCAAGUUGGCGGAUCACCCGCCGAUUGAGCUUACUGUCGACCACAUCAAGAAAACCAUUGAGGACUACCGCAAGGCUGCCAAGACAGCCAUGGACAUUGGCUUCGACGGCGUUGAACUCCACGCUGGAAACGGAUACCUGCCAGAGCAAUUCUUGAGUACCAACAUCAACAAGCGAACCGACGAGUAUGGAGGAACAGCCGAGAAGCGAUGCAGGUUUCCGCUGGAACUUAUGGAGGAGUUGGCCAAGACGGUUGGCCAGGAGAACUUGGCUAUCCGAUUGACUCCAUUCGGUCUAUUCAACCAGGCCCGCAGUGAGCAGCGAGUCGAGACCUGGGGUCACCUCUGUCGUGAGCUGAAGGCGCAACUUCCUAACUUGUCCUACGUCAGCUUCGUCGAGCCUCGAUACGAGCAAAUCUUCUCCGAGGCAGAGAAACAGGAGUUCUUGAACUCUUGGGGCCUGCCGACCGUUGACCUGUCUCUGUUCAGGUCCAUCUUUGGUGACACGCCUUUCUUCUCCGCUGGGGGGUUUGACGAUGGAAACUCCUGGGGCGUGCUUGAGAGCGGCAAGUAUGACGGCCUAUUGUAUGGCCGCUAUUUCAUCAGCAAUCCUGAUUUGGUGGAGAGGCUGCGAAACGGUUGGCCUCUUGCGCCUUAUGACCGGUCGCGUUUCUAUGGACCUUUUGAGAAUUCUACUAUUGGAUAUACGGACUAUCCUGCCUAUUAA